Messenger RNA from Aspergillus pseudotamarii, 471 nucleotides. Its product is annotated as Dak1 domain-containing protein. The transcript has 2 exons. Lineage: Eukaryota; Fungi; Ascomycota; Eurotiomycetes; Eurotiales; Aspergillaceae. Gene Ontology annotation, molecular function: glycerone kinase activity. The record is from RefSeq and is a predicted model, not a curated record. Gene Ontology annotation, biological process: glycerol catabolic process. Gene Ontology annotation, cellular component: cytosol. Bases 1 to 471 code for a protein of 156 amino acids.
AUGACUACGAAGCAUUCCAUCAACUAUGGAACAACACUCGUCCAAGAUAGUUUGCAUAGACUGAUCCUGUCUAACCCUUUCUUGCGAUAUGACGAGGGUAUCAAAGGCCUAGUCGGCGAUGGCCUUCUCAGUGCCGGAGUGUCAGGGUCUAUUUCUGCGUCUCCGAGUGUGCACCAAAUUCAAACCACAAAAUCUCGAGUGGGCGACUCUGCCGGCGCCCUGCUGGUGACCAUGAAUUACACAGGCGAUAUACUGUACUUUCACCUGGCAGCUGAAAAGUCCCACCUUGCUGGCUUCGAUACUGCCGUGCUAGUCGUCGGGGAUGAUGUGUUGGUUGGUCGACGCAAGAGCGGCAGAGUCGGAAGACGAGGUCUUGCAGGUGCUGUCCUCGUUGAGAAGGUCCUCGGAUCCCUGGCAAAACAGGACAAGAUGAAUAUCAGCUACUCUGCAAAGUCGGUGAAGACUUACUGA